UUCGCCACUCUCUCCAGCCAAUGACCAGCCUUAUCAAAGCCAUGGAAGCCUCCACCGCCUCUCUUCCCUCGGUCCGCAUCAAGCAAGAACCAUCAGAGCCAGCCGAGAUGCCCGCCCCAACCGGGCUGGUUUUGCCUGCCGCCUCGACCGCCGCGGUUGAAGAGAAUCCGCGACCUCCACCGCUCGACGGGAUAGCGGCCGUGGUGGGCUACCACGUGCUCUACGGGAACCGGCCUGACCAAGCCGGACCGGAGAGGCUGCCGGCGGCUCAGAAAGAAGAUGAGUUUAAGGUAGGUGGGGUUACCGGGGCCGGUGAGGGGACCGGUGUUGGGAGGAACUAUAGAGGGGUGAGGAAGAGGCCGUGGGGGAGGUGGUCGGCUGAGAUACGGGACAGGAUAGGGCGGUGCCGGCACUGGCUGGGGACGUUCGACACGGCGGAGGAGGCGGCGAGGGCGUACGACGCUGCCGCCCGGCGGAUGAGGGGGUCCAAGGCGAAGACCAACUUCGCCACCUCCCUCUACAUCCCCAAGCCCGUCUCUUCCUCUUCUUCCUCGUCCACUUCCUCUUGUAAAGCUGCCUCCAGUAGUAAUAUUGGUGGUAGAGAGGAGAGGAGGAGGGGAGGUGAGAACAAGAGGAAGUGCGAGAAGGUGACCUCAUUCGCUCAGCUGCUUAGCUCUACGAGGGUUGCUGGUGGUGGUGCGGCUGAACGAGUGGGAGAGGGCGGAGAUGGAUCCGAACAUGGUUCUUUGGAGUGUUAUAUACGUAUAUGAUACACAAGUAAUCUUACAAUAUGUAUACGUGGGGAACCCGCGAUAUAUGAUCUUUUGGUUUGGGCUUGCAUGGGGUUGGGUAUCAGCAAGGAAAGGAGUGGGAAAGAAAUAUGUGAAGAAGAAAUUUACUUAAGAGUGGGUUUGUUAUAAAUCUCUCCCACUACCUCUCUUCCCCCUUUCUAUGUUUUCCUUUGCAAGCUUAUGUUCUUCUGAUGGAGUUCUUUUUGAAAGCAUACGGGCGGAUGUAUAAGUUUUAGCAGGCAUUAUUGUAUUAAACAGCAACCGAUGUUUCCUACGUUCACCAUUUCUGUCGUCAACUAAGCAUGCUUGAAUAGUAAAACACGGAAAAUUAGGAUACUGUGCGCAAUCGUUCAAAAGUGUUCCGGUCGGCCACCGUGCUUACACCGCUAGGAAUUUGAAAUUCUUAGCACACAUAAUAAUGUUGUUUUAUAGCAAGUAAUUUAUUAUCUGUUUGACUGUUUCUCAUAUGUAGUAGCACCAGUUCUAUUUUCCUCUUGUUUUUGUUCGGUUUUACUCCAGUUUCUUGCUCGGUGUUCAGAGGUGCAGCUCUCCCAUUUUGUGCUGUAUCAAUGUUGAGCUGUGCCUUUAAAUGUUCUGCGUGAUCCGGACUGUAAAUAUGCAUGGAGCGAAUCUAAGAGCAUGCUUUUCAUAUUUGCCGAUAUAUCGGGUCGUACAACGUCCGGCACUCGUUGAUGCUGCCUGCACAAAAUUUAGCCUUCUAUCGUGUUGAUAGAUAUAUAUAUAUGUAAUUAAUAUAUUUUUAGAUAAUUUUCAAUGUGAUACUAAUGUAUAGAUCCGAUACGAUUCUUUGAAAUAUUUUGGCGUACUCUGAUAAGAUAUAUACAAUCCUCGAAACCCUAUCAUUGUACUCUCGCAUGUACGCCAAAUAUUCUAUA
Molecule: messenger RNA, 1687 nt
Organism: Phoenix dactylifera (date palm)
Lineage: Eukaryota; Viridiplantae; Streptophyta; Magnoliopsida; Arecales; Arecaceae
Biological process (GO): regulation of DNA-templated transcription
Molecular function (GO): DNA binding; DNA-binding transcription factor activity
Source: RefSeq, a predicted model, not a curated record